ACAGUUGACAAUAUUCGCCAUGCGCGGGCGCCGACCACGCGGCUUCUAACGCAGCCUUUAAUCUUGCGCACAAUUGAUAAAUACAAUAUAUAUGAUAAAGAUCGCUAAUUCGUGUCAUUGUACGAUCGUUUGCGCUACAGUUCGCGUGUGUUUGUGAUUUUUAUGAACAAUUAAAUAAUAUGUAAUUUGUGUUUUUGAUAGUGAAUAAGUGUGAUUUUUUUUGGAAUUGUUUGAGAUUAUCGAGAUUUCUUUUAAUUUGAUAUAGAGCAGAGCUCUAUAUAAAAUGGACGACGGUGAAGCUCAAGUACAAGCUCAUAAGCUGCUUGGACAGAAGACGCGAGCUCCCAGACCGCCGGACAACGGACUUACAAGAGCUUUGAGAUCAUGUUGCGUGAUCCCCCAACGGUACAUUCUCGGUGUGAUGGGCCUGCUUGGCGUGUGCAACGCGUACACGAUGCGUGUCUGCCUGAACCUCGCCAUCACACAGAUGGUCAAUACCACCAAAGCUGAAGGAUCUCACUAUGAAGACCCAAACGCAUGUCCCAGUGAUGAAGUUACCAACAGCAGCGCGCCAGUUUUUCAUAGUCCUUACGCAACCUUCGAUUGGGACCAGAAAACACAAGGGCUAAUUCUCAGCGGUUUCUACUACGGUUAUGCGGCAACACAAGUGCCUGGGGGCUACUUAGCAGAAAAGUUUGGAGGAAAAUGGACCCUUGGCGUGGGUCUGCUCAGCACAGCCGUCUUCACUUUCCUUACACCAGUCGUUAUUAGAGCGGGUGGGGCUACGUGGCUUUUCAUACUGCGAAUCUUACAAGGAAUGGGAGAGGGUCCCACGAUGCCAGCUCUGAUGAUUAUGUUGGCGCGAUGGGUGCCUCCGCAUGAGCGUGGGUUCCAGGGAGCGCUAGUCUUCGGCGGAGCACAAAUCGGGAAUAUAUUCGGAUCCUUCAUGUCUGGUAUACUGCUGUCUGAAGGAAGAGACUGGUCGUAUGUGUUCUACUUCUUUGGAGGAUUUGGAAUUCUCUGGUUCUUGUUGUGGAGUGCACUUUGCUACAGCACACCAAACAGCCACCCAUACAUAUCUAAGAAGGAAUUGACGUAUCUAAACAACAAUGUGACGACAGCAGAAACCACAAACGCCAAGGAUCCCGUGCCCUGGAAGGCUUUGCUACGAUCAGCGCCAGUUUGGGCUCUAGUGUGGGCAGCAGUCGGCCACGACUGGGGCUACUACACAAUGGUGACGGAUCUUCCGAAAUACUCGCACGAUGUCUUGAAGUUUAAUAUAGCGACAACUGGUACGCUAACUGCCUUACCCUACAUAGCGAUGUGGGUGAGCUCGUUCCUCUUCGGUCUCGUUUGCGAUGUCUGCAUUAAGAAAGGAUGGCAUACCAUCAAGACUGGAAGGAUUAUUCAUACGACCAUCGCUGCCACUGGUCCCGCUAUAUGUAUCAUAUUAGCUUCGUACGCCGGCUGCGACAGAACCGCUGCGAUGGCUUACUUCGUGCUUUCCAUGGCUCUCAUGGGAGGAUUUUACAGUGGAAUGAAGGUAAAUGCCCUGGACUUGGCUCCUAACUACGCGGGAACACUGACAUCUCUGGUCAACACAACCUCCACAUUCGCAGGAAUUAUCACACCCUACCUCAUAGGGUUAUUGACACCAGAUUCAACAUUAGCCCAAUGGCGCGUCGCGUUCUGGGUGUGCUUCGCCGUGUUGGUUGGCACCAACGUGAUCUACUGCAUCUGGGCCGACGGCAAGCAACAAUGGUGGGACGAUGUGCGGCAGUUCGGAUACCCCGAAGGUUGGACGCAUGGCUCCUUGACAAGAGACACGGUGGAGCAACCAGAAGCAGUCAGAUUGUCCGACCACAAAUCAUCAUCGUCAUGAUCAAAAACAAAAGACAGAGGAUCCAAAGUUUGAUACCAGACUCGCGAAACACCGGUUGUGCUAUAUUCCAGUUAUGCAAAAUAGCAGAAACUUUUGAAAGUAACUAAAUAGUCGAACACAUGUUUCGUCGGCAAAACGUUGCGAAACAUCCCUUUGUCAUAAGAGAAAAAAUCGCGUUUUUGGCAGUACGUAAUAAAACUCAGAAAUAUUUGUUUUGUAACAUAAGUAUUUGUAUGUAUACCGGGACUUGUGAAUUUGGUAUUUCGCUUCGGAGCCAAGACAAAUAAUGCAACCAGUGCAACUAGUCAGAAUGAAGAACAUUUUAGUACAAGUGCCUUAUAUUAUUAAGUUCUCAAGGACAUAAUAGUAGUUAAUAGUAUACUCAUACAUGAUCUAUAAUCAAUUAUUUCUUAUGAUUAAAUCUCCUUUUAUAACA
This is a messenger RNA of Trichoplusia ni (cabbage looper), 2318 nucleotides long. Its product is annotated as putative inorganic phosphate cotransporter. The transcript has 10 exons. NCBI's taxonomy places the organism in Eukaryota, Metazoa, Arthropoda, Insecta, Lepidoptera, Noctuidae. The record is from RefSeq and is a predicted model, not a curated record. Gene Ontology annotation, molecular function: transmembrane transporter activity. Gene Ontology annotation, biological process: transmembrane transport; monoatomic anion transport. Bases 284 to 1882 code for a protein of 532 amino acids.